Stegodyphus dumicola is the source of this 339-nucleotide messenger RNA. Its product is annotated as KRAB-A domain-containing protein 2-like. The record is from RefSeq and is a predicted model, not a curated record. NCBI's taxonomy places the organism in Eukaryota, Metazoa, Arthropoda, Arachnida, Araneae, Eresidae.
AUGCAGUCGCAACCAGAUAAUAAUUUUAUAUUUGUCUAUCAAGACCACUUGACGAAGUUCUUACAGUUGCGUGCCCUAAAAAACCAACGUGCAGAAGAGGUUGCAUGUCAUCUAAUUGAUAUUUUUACUAUAUUUGGAGCCCUUAGUGUACUGCAAAGUGACAACGGUCGUGAGUUUAGUAACAAAAUCGUAGAAGAAGCUUGUGCAAUGUGGCCGGAUCUGAAAAUUGUGCAUGAAAAACCUAGGCACAGCCAGACUCAAGGUUCGGUUGAACGUGCAAACCAAGAUAUUGAAAAUAUGCUAAGUUCUUGGUUGGAAAGCAACCACACCAGUAAAUAG